AUGGCAGAGCUCAACCAGACAGUGACCCAUUUUGUGUUCUUGGGACUGACCAAUAACCGGAGUCUGGAGCUGGUAUUAUUUGUCAUUUUCUUCAUCAUCUACCUGCUUAUCCUAGCAGGGAAUCUCCUCAUCAUGGUGACGGUGGCUUGUGACCAGUGCCUCCACACCCCCAUGUACUUCUUCUUGGGAAACCUCUCUUUCAUUGACAUCUGCCAUUCCUCUGUUACUGCACCCAAGAUGCUGCAUGACUCCCUUAUUCACCAGAAGAUCAUCUCCUUUGGGGGCUGUGUAGCACAACUCUUCUUCCUCCACAUCUGUGCCUGUGCUGAGAUCUUCCUCCUGACUAUCAUGGCCUAUGACCGUUGCCUUGCCAUCUGCUGCCCAUUGCACUAUGUGAAAUUCGUUAACCUGAAGAUUUGUGGAUACUUGGUGGGUGCUUUGUGGGUGGGUGCAACUAUCCACUCUCUGGUCCAGACAGUCCUCACCAUUCGCCUCCCUUACUGUGGCCCAAAUGUCAUAGACAGCUUUUUUUGUGAUGUCCCCCCAGUCAUCAAGUUGGCUUGCACUGAUACGUACUUCACUGGGGUUCUCAUAGUAUCAAACAGUGGUGUGAUCUCCUUGGUUUGCUUCUUGGCCUUAGUAACUUCCUAUAUUAUCAUCUUGUUCUCACUGAGGAAACAAACAGCUGAAGGCCGUCGCAAAGCUUUUUCAACAUGUAGUGCCCACUUACUGGUUGUAGUCUUGUUCCUGGGGCCAUGCAUUUUCAUCUACACCCACCCUACUUCCAACUUCUCCUCAGAGAAACUGGUAGCUGUCUUCUACACCAUGGUAACUCCUGUCCUCAACCCUAUGAUCUACACCCUGAGGAACAAAGACGUAAAGAACUCCAUGCAGAAACUUGGCCAGUGCCUGCCUGUCUGUCUGGAU
Candoia aspera is the source of this 927-nucleotide messenger RNA. RefSeq names its product olfactory receptor 4E2-like. The record is from RefSeq and is a predicted model, not a curated record. Lineage: Eukaryota; Metazoa; Chordata; Lepidosauria; Squamata; Candoiidae. The annotation marks the transcript as partial. Gene Ontology annotation, biological process: G protein-coupled receptor signaling pathway. Gene Ontology annotation, molecular function: G protein-coupled receptor activity; olfactory receptor activity. Gene Ontology annotation, cellular component: plasma membrane. The transcript has 2 exons.